AUGAACGAUCUUAGCAGGGCUGCGCAUAUGUAUAAUCUUAUACAUAGUGUCACCAAUCCAGUUCAUAAACAGUAUAGUGUGCAAUUUGAACAGUACAAUAAUGAUUACCAUGAUCCAGUGAUAAGACGCAAGAUCUGUGGAAGAUGUGGAGCAUUACAAAUACCUGGAGUGAACCAAACACAUAGGAUCAAGCACGACACUAUCGAGCUACACUAUCGAGCGAAGCGAGAUAGUGGUGCAGUACUUACUAGCUUGCUACCACACUGGAGACAACACUGUGAGACACUAUUGAGCGACACUAUCGAGCAGAGCGAGAUAGUGGUGCAGUACCGACUAACUUGUUAUAAUACCAUCUCGCUCUGCUCGAUAGUGUUCAAAGCUUAUUAG
Messenger RNA from Lodderomyces oxycetoniae, 387 nucleotides. It is a transcript of the gene SNM1, whose product is annotated as Snm1p. NCBI's taxonomy places the organism in Eukaryota, Fungi, Ascomycota, Pichiomycetes, Serinales, Debaryomycetaceae. The record is from RefSeq and is a predicted model, not a curated record. The coding region runs from base 1 to 387 and encodes 128 amino acids. The transcript has 2 exons. Gene Ontology annotation, biological process: RNA processing.